Microcebus murinus (gray mouse lemur) is the source of this 3887-nucleotide messenger RNA. Lineage: Eukaryota; Metazoa; Chordata; Mammalia; Primates; Cheirogaleidae. The record is from RefSeq and is a predicted model, not a curated record.
GCCGUGCCUGGCCUGUUUAUUGGUUUUUAAAUGCAACCCCCAACUCCUAGUUUUGCCUUUAACCUAGUAGAGAAGUCUUGUGAACACAAAUAGGAUAUGUUACAUUCAGGUCUAUUCUGUUGUUGCCAGUCCAAGGGCUGAGCUCAUUGAAGAGGCUCUGGUAGAUGUGAACCCUCACAUUGAUCUUGCCACAGAAACCCUAGAAGAGAGUGAUUACUGAAAAGCCUCCACAGUGACCAGACUUAUCCCCAUUAUAGGGGUUUGUGGGGCCUCAGCCUUCCUCACCUGCCCGACUCCACGGCCACAUGGGCCAGACCUGGCUCUGCGGUGUGGGAGGAUGGAGUCUGUGCAAAGGGCCUCAGACAACUUGAAGGACGGCACCACCGUGCAGCUGCUGCCUGGACACCUGCGUGUGGAAGCUGCUUCCUGAGCUCUACCCUGCCCUGCGGCACAGUUGAGCAGCUGCUCCUAAAAAGUUAUUGCCACCGAUCAGGCUUCACAGGUUGCGGAUGCCAUGCUGGGAAAUCAGGUGUUCACUCACUACGAUCACGCCCACAUUGCCCAGCUGUGUGAGAAGGCCGGCCUGCUGCAGCAAGCACUGGAGCACUACACUGACCUCCACGCCGUCAAGAGGACCCUUGUGUACACACACCUCCUCAAUCCUGAGUGGCUUGUCAAUUUCUUUGGCUCCUUAUUCGCGGAGGAUUCUGUGGAGUGUCUGCAUGCCAUGCUAUCUGCUAACAUCAGACAGAACCUGCAGCUGUAUGUGCAGGUGGCCUCUAAGUACCACGAGCAGCUGGGCACACAGUCCCUGGUGCAGCUCUUUGAAUCCUUCAGGAGUUACGAAGGCCUCUUCUACUUCCUGGGCUCGAUCGUCAACCUCAGCCAAGAUCCAGACGCGCAUUUGAAAUACAUCCAGGCCGCCUGUAAGACGGGGCAGAUCAAGGAGGUGGAAUGGAUAUGCUGAGAGAGUGGCUGCUACAACCCGGAGCAUGUGAAGAACUUCCUGAAGGAGGCCAAGCUCACAGACCAGCUUCCCCUCAUCAUCGUGUGUGAUCGAUUUGACUUUGUCCGCGACCUCGCCUUGUAUUUGUACCGCAACAGUCUGCAGAAGUUCAUCGAGAUUCAUGUGCAGACGGUCAACCCUAGCCGGACACCAGCUGUGGUUGGAGGGCUGCUUGAUGUGGAUUGUUCUGAGGAAGUGAUUAAAAACUUAAUCAUGGCAGUGAGAGGACAGUUCUCUACUGAUGAGCUGGUGGCCGAAGCAGAAAAAAGAAAUAGGCUCAGUUUGCUGCUUCCCUGGCUGGAGUCUCGGACUCAGGAGGGCUGCAAAGACCCUGCCACUCGCAACACACUCACAAAGAUCUGCGUCGACAGCAGUAACAGCCCUGAGCGCUCCCGAGAGGGGACGCCUACUGUGACAGCCGCGUGGUGGCCGGUCCUGGGAGAAACGGGACCACAUCUGGCCUGUGUCGCCUGUGAGCAGGGCCAGUGUGACCUUGAGCUCAUCAAGGUUUGCAAUGAGAAUUCUCUGUUCAGCGAGGCCCGCCACCUGGUGCACAGGAAGGAUCCGGAGCUCUGGGCUCAUGUCCUCAAGGAGACCAACGCAUCCAGGAGACAGCUGAUUGGCCAGGUUGUACAAAUAGCUUUGUCAGAAACACAGGAUCCUGAAGAGGUCUCAGUCACCGUCAAAGCCUUUAUGGCAGCUGACCUGCCUAACGAACUGAGUGAGCUGCUGGAGAAGAUUGUUCUGGAUAACUCUGUCUUCAGCAAGCACAGGGAUCUCCAGAAUCUGCUGGUUCUGGCCGCCGUCAAGGCGAGCCACAUGCGCGUCAUGGAGCCUGGACACGUCAGCCGCCUGGACAACGACGACGCCCCAGACAUCGCGAGCAUCGCCGUCAGCAGUGCACUGUACGAGGAGGCCUUUGCCAUCGUCUGCAAGUUCAAUGUGAACACCUCCGCAGUCCAGCUGGGCUGCAUACUGGGUGAGUGUUUACCCUGCACCAGAUGCUGGCGUAGGUGCUGGGGUGAGGCAGGAACCAGAGCGCCCUGCCUCGUAAGAGAAGUGUCAGGGCUGAGGAAAAGAAUUCUGCGGCCACAGCCACGGGAGGGCAGCAUGCUGGGCCGUUUGUUCCCACGGGGUGGUGUCAGGCCUGGCUGGGCGGAGCCAUUGGGCAACAGAACUGGGCAGGGAAUGACCCUCGCCUUCUCCGCUCAGGCUGCCAACGCCGAGCUCUACAGAGCCCUGCAGCUCUGUCUGGAUUACACACCGCUGCUCGUCAGUGACCUGCUGCUGGUGCUGUCGCCCCGGCUGGACCACGCUCGGACAGUCAGUUUCUUUUCAAAGGCAGGCCAGCUGCCCCUGGUGAAGCCUUACCUGCAGUCAGUCCAGAGCCACAACAACAGGAGUGUGAACGAGGCGCUGAAGCUGCUGAGGGAAGAGGAGGAUUACCAGGGCUUGAGGUCAUCUGUUGAUGCCUAUGGCAACUUCGACAGCAUCGGCCUGGAGAAGCCCCAGCUGAUGGAAUUCAGGCGUGUCUCGGCCUCUCUGUACAAGUGCAGUAAUCGGUGGGCCCAGAGUGUGGAGCUCUGCAAGAAGGAUCAUCUCUACAAGGACACCAUGCAGCACGCCGCAGAGUCGCGGGAUGCCGAGCUGGCUGAGAAGUUGCUGCAGUGGUUCCUGGAGGAAGGCAGGCGGGAGUGCUUUGCAGCCUCGCUCUUCACCUGCCACGACCUGCUCCACCCUGACGUAGUUCUCGAACUGGCCUGGAGACACAACCUCAUGGACUUCGCCAUGCCCUACUUCAUCCAGGUGAUGAGGAAGUACCUGAGAAAGGUGGACAAACUGAAUGCCUCGGAGAGUCUGCGUAUGCAAGAGGCACAUGUGGCAGAGCCCGCCCCCUCAUGUUUGGCCAAGAGCUGAUGCUGACAGCUGGCCCUGCCCCUGCUGGCUCCCCUGCGGAUACACUGCUGCCCCUGCCUUCACCCAGAUCCUGUGUACGGCUUCAGUGUGUAGUGGGCACUGUGUCUCCAAGAAGCCUGUCACUCUUGGGCACAGAGGACCCCAGUGGGAGGCAGGGACACCCGGACAUUAUUUAUUUUUGCUAAAGCCCAAUGAUGGCAGCUUCUGAGUCAUCCUGGAGCCUGGGGAGGCCAGGGGAGACCCCCAUCCCCCAGGGUAGACACUGACUGCCCAAGACUAGCUCCAGACUCCAGCAGGGAGGUGUACCUCUGCCUCUCUGCCCUCUGGCUGGAGCCAGGCGUCACUAGGGAGGUUCUUCUCAAGGAUUCCCUGUCGCUUGGGGGAUAGGGCACCCUCCCUUCACCCCACACUGGCUAGAAGUGCUUCUUCCAGGCGACUUCGGAGACACAACAUGAAUACGUCCUGUAUGGAGGUGCCAGAGCUCCUAACACGGCCCUGAGCCUCCUGCUGAUGAUGAAUAUUACAGUCAGUUUAUCAAGGCGAAGCUUCUCUGCUUGGUGCUUGUGUGGGUAGGAGGGACAAGGGCCGAUUUCACAGCCCUGCAGCCUGCUAAAGAUUCCCUGGGACCUCUUUGCGGGUGGGGACCCGUGUCUGCCCAGGGAAGCUGCCUGGGAGAAUACGCCGGGUUGUAUUUGGAGUCCUCCCGAGCUCUAAAUCCGGGAGAGGGGCAGAGGUGGGACUGCACAGCCCCGCGGAGUGUCGGAACACCAGACCCUGGUACCGGGGGGGACGGGGCUGGCCGCACGUGUCUAGGGGUGGAUAUACCCCUCUCGCCUCCGGACUCCCCAAAGUCCUGCCUUUCUCUGCAGACGCGCAGACUGCGAGGCCCGCUCGUUCCCGCGCGGGUGUCCGCCCAGGCCCAGGCGCGCUAUAGUCUCUUGCACCUUGACCCGCAGCUCCGCCC